Messenger RNA from Gamsiella multidivaricata, 562 nucleotides. RefSeq lists its product as uncharacterized. NCBI's taxonomy places the organism in Eukaryota, Fungi, Mortierellomycota, Mortierellomycetes, Mortierellales, Mortierellaceae. Bases 31 to 300 code for a protein of 89 amino acids. Gene Ontology annotation, cellular component: mitochondrial inner membrane peptidase complex. The record is from RefSeq and is a predicted model, not a curated record. The transcript has 2 exons.
GUCUCUUUUGUUUCAGCCCUCAUCGCCGCCAUGGGAAUGUUGCCGCAAAACCAACAACAGGAUCAGACCUCCAUGGACCACAGCCACCAGCACCACCGCAUGAACGAACCCGCGAUCCAGAUCAUCGCUCCCCAAAAGAGCGAAUGCACAUUAUGGUCCCUGGUGCAGUACGAAUGUGAUCUCUCACCCGCCAGCAUUGUCUGUCGCCCCGUCUACCGUAUCCUGAAAAAAUGUAAAGGAAGACCAACUGUCGAGGUGACGCCGCUGUAUGACCCUGUAGGCAAUGUCUUGCAUUCCUGAAGAACCGCACCGCACAUAACGGACCAUACCACGCCAUCACGGGAACACUCGCCCCCUCAACGUCCUUUGUACAGAGGACAUACGCCGGCACAUUCAAUGUACAUUACGAGCGCGUAUACCACUCCCACGAUGGCAAUAGUAACAGCAAUAGCAACGACAACAGUACCGAUAAGAGCGUCAGCAUCAGCAUCAGCAUCAGUAUCAGCAUCUCUCUCUUCCAAAAAAGCAGGAUAACACUGAGAAUUCGGCAAUUGCUUUGCAC